Messenger RNA from Alosa sapidissima (American shad), 4745 nucleotides. It is a transcript of the gene trim36, whose product is annotated as tripartite motif containing 36. The coding region runs from base 219 to 2486 and encodes 755 amino acids. NCBI's taxonomy places the organism in Eukaryota, Metazoa, Chordata, Actinopteri, Clupeiformes, Clupeidae. Gene Ontology annotation, molecular function: protein binding; zinc ion binding. The transcript is spliced from 11 exons. The record is from RefSeq and is a predicted model, not a curated record.
UCAACAAUUUGCCCUUAAAGCUGCUGGCAGCCAACAUUCUUCAUAUUUCAUACAGACUUACAAGGGGAACCAAUUUGUGAUCUUAGUUAUAGGUUACAUUAUAUAUAUUUGACUGUUUUAUCAUCUAUAGCCUGUCACAGGUGCAUCCCAGAUUUGUCUCCCAGUAGGAUCAUUUAUUUCUUUGAAAGAAUUUUAGUCUGUACAGCAGGUUGGUCAAAAUGUCGGAUUCGGAGGACAUGACAGAGUUUGGAUGUAUUGUCGAACGAAUAACACAAGGAGAGGUACCAAUACAGAACAUUGAGCGGGAGCUCAUUUGCCCAAUCUGCAAAGAACUUUUUACACAUCCACUGAUUUUACCCUGCCAGCAUAGUGUAUGUCACAAGUGCGUCAAAGAAUUUUUACUCAACAAUGAAGACUCCUUCAGCACCGAUGGAGGGUCGGAAUGCUCCAACCCGGGGAGUCCUCGGUCCAGAGUGCCGUCUCCAAGCAUGGAGAGGCUUGAUCGGCUCGUACGAUCAGGGGGCAGGGAAAUUAGAAGAGCUGGGUCCAUCUCUUCACCCGGAUGGAGGCGGGCCUCCGUCACUCCCCGCAUCACCACUUUCCCGUGCCCGGGCUGCCAGCACGACAUCGACCUCGGCGAGCGGGGCAUUAGCAUGCUCUUCCGCAACUUCACUCUGGAGAGCAUCGUGGAGCGCUACAGGCAGGCGGCGCGCGCCGCCGUCGCCAUCAUGUGCAACGUCUGCAAGCCGCCGGCGUUGCAGGAGGCCACCAAGAGCUGCAUGGACUGCAAGGCCAGCUACUGCAACGAGUGCUUCAAGCUGCACCACCCCUGGGGCACCCCCAAGGCCCAGCACGAGUAUGUGGGGCCCACCACCAACUUCAGACCCAAGGUUCUGAUGUGCCCCGAACAUGAGAUGGAGAAAGUCAACAUGUACUGCGAGGUGUGCAGGCGUCCAGUGUGUCACCUCUGCAAACUGGGUGGCUCCCACGCCAACCAUAAAGUCACGUCCAUGAGCAGUGCCUACAAGAUCCUGAAGGAGAAGUUAUCGAAGAGUAUCCAUUACUUAAUCAGCAAAGAGGACCAAGUGCGGACUCAGAUUUCUGACCUGGAGGUGUUGAUUCAUCAAACGGAGGAAAACGGCCAACUCGCUGAAAGACGAGCCAAUGAGCACUUUGAGCGUCUCUUCGAGGCUCUCCAAGAGCGGAGGACCGAAAUGCUGCAGUCCAUCGAGCAGUCGAGGAACAGGCGUCUGGACAAGCUCCGUGGGCAGGUGGAGGAGUACCAGGGCAUGCUGGAGAACAGCGGCCUCGUGGGAUAUGCACAGGAGGUCCUCAAGGAGACUGACCAGUCCUGUUUUGUGCAGACGGCCAAACAGCUGCACUCGAGAAUACAGAAGGCCACUGAAUCCCUGAAGACGUUCCAGGCCUCAGCCCACCCUAGCUUUGAUGAGUUCCAGGUGGACACUUCCAAGGAGGAGGCCAUGCUGAAGGACCUAACAUUUGGUGGAGUUCCAGACCCCCCCAUGAUUGACCUGACUCGCAGCCGCGUGUACAACGAGGGCCAGAUCCACUGGCGCCUGUCCGAGGACAGCCUCCCCACCGACCACCACCUGCUGGAGUACCGUAAGGUGGACGGCGAGGAGGAGAGCUCCUGGCAGGCCUCCGACCACAUCUACGGCUCCAGCACCGUGGUCUGCAACUUGGACCGUGACAGCGUCUACUCCUUCCGGGUCAAGAGCUUCCGCAACACCCUUUGCAGUCCUUACAGUCCCGAAGUGACCUUCCACACACCUCCGGCUUCGGUCUUCAGCUUCUUGUUCAACGACAAGUGUGGCUUCAGCUCGGAGCGGCUGGUGCUGAGCAAGCGACGGGACUCAGUGGAGAGCGUGGCCGGCAUGGCCUUCCUGCUGUCCGCCGAGCGCGUGCAGACGGGCAGCUACAUCUGCCUGGACUACAUCAUCGGCGACACGGGCAUCACGCAGGGCCGCCACUUUUGGGCCUUCCGCGUGGAGCCACACUCCUACAUGGUGAAGGUGGGCGUGGCGUCCGACUCCAAGCUGCUGGAGUGGUUCCAUAACCCCCGUGACACCAGCAGUCCCAGGUACGAUCAUGACAGCGGGCACGACAGCGGCAGCGAGGACACCUGCUAUGACCUCUCGCAGCCCUUCACACUCAUCACUGUGGGCAUGGGCAAGGUCUUCAUCCCCAAGGCCUCGCUGUCCGCCACGGCCAUGUCCGGCGGUGGCGCCGGCGGAGGGAGUGGCGAGCACCAGACCAGCCGCGUGCUGGCCAUGCCGGCUCGCAUCGGCGUGUGCCUUGACUACGACGCCGGGCGCGUCUCCUUCUACGACGCCGACAGCAUGCGGCUUCUGUACGAGCGGCAGGUGGACUGUUCCGGAACCAUGUACCCGGCGUUCGGCCUGAUGGGAAGCGGCGGCGUCCACCUGGAGGACUUCAUCGCUGCUAAGCGCCUUACCUACAUGUGAGGGAGCAGGACAAGUGGAGGGGGUCAGUCCAAACCGCUUGCCUCUGAUAUCUGAGCUCUCCUGACGCCCAUGACCUCUCUUGCUCUAAUCAUUCUGAGAUGAUUUUAUUUUUGGUGGCAUGUUUAUUUUUUUCCCAUUCAGGUAAUUUCUGAGGUUAAUUGAAUAUUUCUUUCUUUAUACAAAAUCACUUCCGUCACACAACGACAACAGUCAAGUUGAACCUGGCAAACCUUGCUUCUUAUGCCUAUGUGCCUUUUCUUUCGGGGGAUAUGGGAUAUGUAGAAGGUGCUCUCUAAUUCUCUUCACCUUAGCAUCAUUGCACAGUACUUCCACAUAGGGAAUUUCACCGCAGAAGCAGCACAGAUGCACGUCUUUUAAGUAAUACGAAUGUCACAGCUUUUAUUUUCAGUUUGCUUCAGAACUCACCUGUUAUGUACAGUAAAUGAAGCUUUUCAGGUAAACUUGAAUUCAGUAACAGCGUCCCAUCAUGCACUAAGGACACUUAUCUAGCACUACCUACUGUAAGUAGAACAUACACUGCGUUGUUACUUCUGCACCCCCACCCCACAUGCACCUCGUUUUGUUUAAGUAUGAACACAAUAUGCAUGGAAAAAAAUCACUCAUAUCACUCAUUUGAAAACACAUUUUCCUGCAUGCAUUAAUUUUGUUUGUUAUUCAUUUCUCAUAGUAUUAAGCACAGCCACACAUUUCAACACAUCAGGCAUGAUUAUGUAUGCAUUGCAUCUAGAGCAUCAACAUGUUUUUAUUCUGAAUGUAUAACUUGAGGACGGAUGGCUUUAACAUCACUGCUAUGUCUUAACUGAGCAAAAACAACAGCGACAAAAACAAAAAAAAACACAAAUAAACAUCUGUGAACCACGUAUAGAAAACAAAAUGCUGGAAACAUCAUGCAGCAUCAUGGUCCGUAUCGCCCUGGAGACUCUGAUCAUGAAUAUGGCCUUCUGUGAUCUAAUCACACACUUGUGGAUACUGUAGCUGGGUGAACCAGGUCACUGGCUGAAAGGGUAGUUUUCUUUCUUUUUUCCGUUCUUUUGUUCUUCAGUGAUAGAAUAUAGGAUAUUCAUUUCAGUGUGUUCUCAGGUUUUGGCCUAAAUGGCCUUGUGCUACCUACCUCCUGCGAGCACUGGAAAAUGUUUUAACAUCCCUAUUUGUUGGUUAUCACUCUAAAGAAAUGUAACAUUUUUUUUAGCCAUUGAUCUUACUAAGUCUGUUAGUGUAUAUUUUGUCAAUGUUCUCACAUACUCAAGCUUGUUUGGUGAGUGGACAGUUAACAUGCUCUUAAAGCAUCACGGUCACUAGUUGACUUUUGCAGUAAAUAUUGAUAGUCAUUUUGUUUUUCAGAAUGUGUUAUAUUGACUGAUACAGAUAAUUGAUAAAUCUAGCAAGAGGAAUUUUAUUUCAGUUAAUGUGACAAGAAAAACAAUCAUGUAAUCCUAUAAAACCUUUCAGAAUCUCUUCAUUUUUUCCUUUCUUUUUUGUCUGGUGAACAUUUUAGUGUUGUAUCAAAUAAUUUAUGAAUACUUUUUGUUUUUAGUAGAUGAAGAUUUGACAAACUAUGUACUCAAUAUUCAAUGUAUCUAGUCUUUUUAAUUUAUUUGGGUGUUGGUGUACAUGGCAGUGCGAACCUUAACGGUCUGUUCAGUCAUUCCAGUCAAGUCAUUUUGUACACACUAAACUUCUGCUUAUCAUGUAUGGGAUGAAAAAGACUAUGCACACAGUUUGUGCAUAUGUGUUACUUUAGUCAUUCUUAUUUUCUGUAUUACUCUGUAAUUGAAUGUAUGAUCGUUUGGGGAUCGAGGUUAAAAGUUACCAAAUGUUUUAAUGAGUUUAGAUGUGUGUUUAUGUGUUCAAUGGAUCAUGUUCUUGAAAACACUUGUAGCAGCAGUAGUUGGGUGGUAGUGAGUCAUGAGAUGUUGGAGGAGUUGGAGUCGCUAAUACAAGAGGGUAUGUUUUCCUUUUCAGUAAACAUUUUAAAAACUUCAUAUACUGAGGGUGCCCUAUCUACAAUUAAUCAAGCUAGCACUUUAUAGCAUGUUUGCCACUUGGCUUGGUACAGGUUUGUGUGGAUUUUGGUGUGUGCAAUAUUAGAGCGUAGGAGAUGAUAUUGCUCUCUGUGAGUGUAAUGCUUUAAUGGAAACGAGAAGCUGUCCUUCACUUGUGUCAACCUACUGUAUGGAUUUUAAAUUGUGCUGUUUGGGGUUUUGUAUGAAAAUAAAUUAGUGUGUUUCUAAUUUUCAA